GAGCAAUGCAGCCUAACUUACGCGCUGCCACAAUGACCAAGUCAGCCAACGCACCCUUCUCAAUAACGAAGCCAGUGUGAUGCUUAUACGGUGGAGGGACUUGCAUCAAAAUCUCUUCCCUCUCCUUUCCCUUAUCACCUCCCUCUCCUCUCUCAUCAACACCCUCAGCGCUCAAGCCAUACCUAGUGAACACAUCGCAAGAAUUGCACAUGCACAAGGGAAGAGCCAAUAUGAAGAGAGAGAGAAAAGGAACAAAGGAAAUGUAAGAUGUAUAACGGUGACUCGACAUAGAUCCUUCGUUGAAGACGCAGGGAGUAGCUUGGGAGAUAGAUCCUCUUUCGCGUCCAUGGGGGCCUCGACGAGAGCCGCAUUCAUCGGACCAGCGUCUUGAUGACUUCCAAACGGCGACCUGGAACUCAAUCUUCACCGGUCCAUCAUAGAUCCAGCCAUCUUCCUCGCACCAUUCCUACCCUCCUACAAUCACCCUCCAGUCCCUACUGCAGGCUCAAUGCCUCUAAUUCGAGUGCGACCGGAUCGGAUGUGG
Tilletiaria anomala UBC 951 is the source of this 544-nucleotide messenger RNA. RefSeq lists its product as uncharacterized. The transcript has a single exon. Lineage: Eukaryota; Fungi; Basidiomycota; Exobasidiomycetes; Georgefischeriales; Tilletiariaceae. Bases 80 to 391 code for a protein of 103 amino acids. The record is from RefSeq and is a predicted model, not a curated record.